UCCUGUUUGGACGAAUGUGUGUUGUGUAUUUCCCCUACAAGAUGGCGGUGUGGUUCACGGUUGUGUGGAUAUCGCUGUUUGUGUCCCAGACAGCUGCAUGCCCCCAUGGAAUGUUUGGUCGUGACUGUCUCUAUACCUGCAACUGCGAAGAGGACACUGAUUGUGAAACCAGGAAAGGUUGCGAAUGUUCUUCUGGAUGGGAUGGGCCUACAUGUCAGCGAGGCAACAUGGCCCUGCAACGGGAGGCUGUCGCCAGCUCCGAACAACAUUGGUACAUGGGCGCCAAGGCCGCCGUGGAUGGGGGUCUGCACAAUAGGUUUCUGACCAAACUAAACUCGUCGGAACCAGGAUGGGUGAAAAUUAAACUUGAUUCGGGAAUGUAUGCACCAAGGGUCAAAGUGUUUCUAAAUAAGAAAUCUCCAUAUAACAAAAGUGGCCUUCAAGUAUAUACUUCGGCAGUCGGUGACGAAUACCCUGGGAGACUAUGUUACACCUUCACAGGGAACUACACGGACAUGCUGGAGGUGACGUGUCCCGUCGUGGCGCUGUUUGUUCGAGUGUAUCUCAACACCAUUAACAGCAACAAUAAAAACAUAGUCCUGGAUCUUGCAGAGGUGCAGGUGAUAGGUUGUUCUCCUGGAACGUAUGGGGCUGACUGUACUGAAUUCUGUUUCUGCAACGGCCAUCCUUGUCACCCAAUCACAGGUCAUUGUCUACUGGAAGUUGCAGGUACUGUGUCAGUGUCCCCGCUCUCGUCCUCGUCCUCGUCCUCAGCUUCCUCAUCUGCAAACGCAGGGCUUAUUGGUGGAAUGAUUGGAUUUGGCUUGGCUGUGCUUAUCUGUGCGUUUCUUUGGAUUUCCAAAAGACAAAGAUUGUGUCGGAUUUGGGGAAACACUGAGGCUGAUCAUGUUGAACACGUUCAUCUUAUAAAUGGAGGAGUAGAUGGGAUGAGAUGCGAUGUGAGUAAUGUUUACGAGGACAUAUGGCCUCUGGAAUCAUCGAGGGAGAUGAACUCUCAAACAGAUCGUAAGGAUUUAGAUAUCUGAAAGACAUUUUGAUGUAGACUUUUGCUACCAGACAUAUAGUAAGGUAAUAUUCUGUUCAGGUGUUGUUUUCAUGUGAACAAUUGACCUGCCUUUCCAUGUGUUUGUGAGUGCAGCCGUCGUUGGGACAAGAUAUGCUCUGCUCACCUUUUCGCGAAAACAUGGUAUCAUCGCUAUUUGAUAGUGACAUAGGAUAUAUAUAGCCCUCCAAAACAAAAAUACCAAAAAACAACCUAAAUUAAUAACUCAAAUACUUAAAAACUCCAACGACCUAACUAAGACAAAUUCCAAAUUCUAUAUAAGCAGCCCCUAAACCCCCCUCUUGGAUUGCACACACCACUUUCGCCCCU
Molecule: messenger RNA, 1393 nt
Organism: Haliotis rufescens (red abalone)
Lineage: Eukaryota; Metazoa; Mollusca; Gastropoda; Lepetellida; Haliotidae
Exons: 7
Coding region: 15-1046 (343 amino acids)
Source: RefSeq, a predicted model, not a curated record